This is a messenger RNA of Durusdinium trenchii, 1994 nucleotides long. NCBI's taxonomy places the organism in Eukaryota, Dinophyceae, Suessiales, Symbiodiniaceae. The record is from the annotation of a GenBank genome assembly.
UUGUGUGUGUGUGUGUGCGUGAAACAAAAGUCACAGAGGAGGAUAUCAUCCUGUUCACUAAAGGUUAGGCCAAUCCAGAGGAAGCUGCGCGUUUCUAGUUGCCUGUGGCUCCUGUGAACAUUUUGGCAAUGAUCAGUCACGAGACUCUCGCGAGACUGGCAGUACAUCCCGGCCGCCUUUGAGUUACUUCCGCGGUGCAAAUGCACAUGGCCUUGAGUGGGAGUGCUGUUUUCUUGGUUUUGUCUGCCAUAGUGUAUGCACUAAACUAUGCCUGGGCUGAGUUCAUCAAGGAGGAGGCCGCUCAGCAAGAUGCAGCAAGUGCUUGCAAGUAUGGUGAGUGGCAGGCAGUGGGUGUGUGUUCCGUGACGUGUGGAUCAGGAGUCCAACAACUCAAACGUUUUCCAGGUGAGCAAAAUGAGAGUUGCCAAAUCCAGUCCACGGAACGUCCUUGCGAAGCAAGCUCUUGUCCAAGGAAUUGCGAGGGUCAGUGGGGUGCUUGGGGCCCAUGCAAGCAAAACUGCACCCAGCUACGCCAGUAUCGCAUUGUCCGCCCAGAGACGAAUGGAGGCCGCGCUUGCAGUGAGAAGGAUCGGGCCAUACAGUCCACAGCUUGCAGUGAUGGAGAAUGCUCAAUUGACUGCAGUGUGGGGUCCUGGAACGCAAUCGGAAACUGCACUCGUCCCUGUGGAGGCGGUGAGCAGAUGUACCACAGGCCAGUUUUACAAGUUCGUGUUGGACGCGGACAAGCUUGCCCUGCCUUGGAGAAAAGAGAGGCUUGCAACGCCCAAGAUUGCGCGUAUCCCAAGAUCUUGGCAAAGCUACGAGUGGUGAUCCAGAACUUCUCUUCUGGAGAACCGGUUAUGGAUGUUGUGAGAUCAGAAGCAGAUGGUUUCAAGUCAUUGGCCAAGACAUCGCACAGUGAUGAUCCACAAGGAAAAGAAUGGGGCAUGUUUGUUGACAACGUGAGGGCUUUGGCAAGAGAUUACAAUCAGGGAAAGAAGAAGCUGUACCAAGCUCUUCUGAAGUUGAUGACUCUGUCAAGGCAGGCGCCCGAUGAACUUGAGGCACUCUUCCAGGAGUUUCUUGCAAAAGACUGGGCGCUUGCCCGGCGAAGGUUCAACAGGUUCUUGCACAAGGUUUCAAGCAUUCACCAAAUGAUUGACGAGGUCCACAACUCGUUCAUGGAAAUGGAGAAAGCAGCAGAACUGCACCGCGAGAAGGCCGUUGAUCAGCAAGAGACUUUCACAGACAUUGCAGCUGCGGUUCGCCGUUUGGGAGUGUCUGGAGAAUCAGUGGAUUCCAGCGGAUUUGCCGUGGAGAAUGGUGUAGAUCAUCGAGGCGCUGAUAUUGCAUGUGGGAAGUUCACAAGUAUUCAUGCAUUGGCUAGCCAGUGCUUGCAUGAUUCAUCUUGCCAGGCCUUCACAGUGUGGAAUGGAAAGCCAUGGUGUUUGAAGCACCUGCGCUUUGAUGAUGGCCCCGUCAGCGAUGGGACGCACAUCUUCUACAGGAAGCUUGUCCAGAGUGGAGGGGUGGUCCAAACCGAAGAGAGAGUCGAAGUGUUUCUGAAAAGAUGGUCCUUUGCUGCCAGCUUGCUCAUGACCGUUGAGAACACGAUCAACCGUGUUGCAGAGAAGGUUGGCAGCAUAGAGACGGAGCUCAAUGAGAUGGGCAUGAUCUUGGCUGAGUUGGAAGGUCUCUUAGGUGUUGACCAAGAAGUACAACAUCGUGUGGAAGAGCUGCUUCAUGACAUUGCUUCUGCAUUCACCACGAUCGUUGCCUGUUUGGAGCCAUCUAUGAAAUGAGGGCUCCAAACAGGCUUGCCAUUGCCUCGGUGUUUGGAAAGCCAAAAAGCAGGGCUGAAGUCGGCCCACGUGGGCUUCCGGCUUCCAGUGCAGAACUGAGAGCAAGGGACAUGGACCUAAAUGCCUUUAGACACAAGUUCGAGAGGCCUGCAUGUUUGGUAGUUUCAAGUGACAUUCUGCGCAGAUGACAAA